Bolinopsis microptera is the source of this 7249-nucleotide messenger RNA. RefSeq lists its product as uncharacterized. Lineage: Eukaryota; Metazoa; Ctenophora; Tentaculata; Lobata; Bolinopsidae. The record is from RefSeq and is a predicted model, not a curated record. The coding region runs from base 5 to 6529 and encodes 2174 amino acids. Gene Ontology annotation, molecular function: protein binding; G protein-coupled receptor activity. Gene Ontology annotation, cellular component: membrane. Gene Ontology annotation, biological process: cell surface receptor signaling pathway; G protein-coupled receptor signaling pathway. The transcript has 39 exons.
CCAUAUGGUCGUGCAGCAAUUUCUGUUUAAAGUUCUGCUACUAUAUUUCAUCAGUGGGAACAUGGGUGUAGAUCCUCAAGAUAGCAACCGAGGCUGUUAUACAAGCUACGAGCAGAAUGUUGGUAUGUUUCCGGACUCCCAUAAAUUAGCACAAAGACAGUUCAGGAGUUUUGAGAGUUGUCAGGAAUGGUGUGAUGCUAAUCCCCGCUGUGAAGGAGUAGCCGUGAGUCCCGCGUAUUGGGCUUACCGAGAGUGCUUUCUGGUGGGCACUACGCACAUAACAGCAAGAAGUAGAUGGACUGCGAGUUCUCUAACUGAUUGUGAGGAAGUUGAAUCAGUAAACAAACAAGUGAAGAAAGGCUCAUAUACAACAAUAUCCUGUGUUAUCACUGGGAUAACGGAAAGAGCAACAGUGACUUGGCGAACUAGUACAGGACCAGUUCCAAAUGAAAAGUUCACCCCUGUCCAAGGAAUCCAUUCUGGAGGAACACAAACAUCAACUCUUGCUGUAGACGGAACUCUUGUGAAUGAAAAUACUGCCUACACUUGCAGAGUGACUUCUGGUUCUUUACCUGAUUCCAGCCAUUCGGAUACCACCGUCAAUCUUAACGUAUAUGACGUUGAAUCAGUAAACAAAGAAGCGAAGAAAGGCUCAGAUACAACAAUAUCCUGUGUUAUCACUGGAUUGACAGAAACAGCAACAGUGACGUGGCGAACUAGUACAGGACCAGUUCCAGAUGAAAAGUUCACCCCUGUCCAAGGAAGCCAUUCUGGAGGAACACAAACAUCAACUCUUGCUGUAGACGGAACUCUUGUGAAUGAAGAUACUGCCUACAAUUGCAGAGUGACUUCUGGUUCUUUACCUGAUUCCAGCCAUUCGGAUACCACCGUCAAUCUUAACGUAUAUGAAGUUGAAUCAGUAAACAAACAAGUGAAGAAAGGCUCAUAUACAACAAUAUCCUGUGUUAUCACUGGAUUGACAGAAACAGCAACAGUGACGUGGCGAACUAGUACAGGACCAGUUCCAGAUGAAAAAUUCACCCCUGUCCAAGGAAUCCAUUCUGGAGGAACACAAACAUCAACUCUUGCUGUAGACGGAACUCUUGUGAAUGAAGAUACUGCCUACACUUGCAGAGUGACUUCUGGUUCUUUACCUGAUUCCAGCCAUUCGGAUACCACCGUCAAUCUUAACGUUUAUGACCAAUGCACGGCAGCCAGUAAAGGAAUAUUUCUAAGCGAAGGGAAGGGACUCAACAUCACUUUUACACUUCCGGACUCAAAUCUUGUCAACAUCACCAAGGAUGGUGUCCUGGUUGAAGGAGAUCUGUUCACAGGAGUAAACAACGUAUACUCCUUCAUCAAGACCUCAGUAGAAGCUGGAGAUGCUGGAGUCUAUAAGAUGAACCAUGAGACUAUUAAAGAACCUGCUAGUUGCUUCUCUGUUCUCAUUGUGGCUGUACCGACAAAAGUAGAAAAGAUAAGGCUUACUGACAACAUAGAAGGGAGUCUGAAAUUCGGAAGUAACGAGUUCUCCAAGAUAGUGGAACUGCUACCAGAUCUUGAGAAAAUGAUGGAGUAUUUACGUUAUAGCAUCUCCCAAGGGACCACAGACUACGGUGAGCAAGAUCCCACGGUUACGAACUUCACAGAGAAUGAUGGUUUUGAGAUCAGAGGAAAAUCUUACACCUUGAACCCUGAUAAAGUUGAUCUCAUUUAUGAUUCUUCUGGCUCUGAGAUAAAAGAAUUCGACGUCAGCUUUAAGAUUACCGUUUCAACUGAAUGUUCUCCACAAAAAACACGUUGUAAUGGUGAACCUGAAUGCGAUGACUUUUCUGAUGAGAAAGGAUGUUCUACCAGAGGAGCAUAUUCAAAGAUGGCUUUGAGACCAGAAAUACAAGCAAUUAAGUUUCCCUCUCCGCUCGAGGACCAUACAGUUUGUUUUUUUACUUUCGGCCAGAUAGGAAUGUCUGCCUCAAUGAAAAACGAUGUAAGCCAAGGAUUGGAGAUUAACAAGAAAGGACAUUAUUGUGUAGUCGUUCAGAAUUUGAAAGUCACGACGUAUAUCUACGGUUCUACAUUCGUGAAGGACGGAUCAGAUGUCGAUGUUGAUACAAGCGUACAGGAAUGGAUCAUGAACGAAGGGAACAACAUUAAAAACAUUAUAGUCUACAAUAAGGUAUUGACAGCUACAGAGAUGGUUCAGUACAUUACCAUGUGUGGUCAGGAAGGCUACCCAGCUGCAGCAGACCUGUUCAUGGACCAUCACUUUCUCGUUACCUUCCUUAAAGCAAUGAGUAGUGGCGAGCAAAUGAGUUAUGUGGUUCUAUCUUCAAUGUGUGCAGAGACAGCAACCCCCACCGGUAAAGUAGACCUUGUGACCACAUACUUGUGUGACAGUGGAAAAACAAUCACCAACCACUGUGAGAGUGAGAGUGACAGUUACUGUGACGACAGUAACCAAGAGGAAGAGUGUCAAUAUUUUAAAUCAGAGACAGUGGCGUUGGCUAGAAAUACUAAUGGUGAUACACAAUGCACCAGAUCUACUAUAGUAAACGAAUAUAAUAAUCGUCUGGGUGUCCAAGCUAUAUCCUCAGCAAAUGCAUUCAUUCAAGAUUGCACGACGUCCACUUGUACGACCAAAGCUUAUCUUGAAGAUCUAAUGGCUGAAACUGAUAAUGUUUGGGCAAAUGAAGAUAAGAUGACCUACACGAACUGGACAGCAGCUAUCAAUACUGCGGAGGGUAACCGACCAGUCCACCUUAACAGAGAUGGCAGUUGGGAGGUGGAGGAGGAUACACUAUCUGACAAGGGAACAUUGCUCUGUGAUGUUGGUGAAUCUAACAGUGGUCGCGCACAAAAGGCGUUGAAGUUAGGACUCGACUCUGGAUACUCGCAGUUAAAAAUAGAAAAAACGUCAGUAUUAAACAAGCUCACUAUGUGCUGGGCCGCCUCUGGAAGUGGAGUUUUACUUCAGUAUAGUGGUCUUUCCUCUAUAUCUGGACAAGACAUUUACAUAGCAACCGAAACGAUCAACUUGCGCAUCUAUCUGACUGUCUACAUAGCUGGGUUUCCUGAGUACUUUGACCUGGACGCUACUAAAAUUGGAACCUACUUCUGUCUUAGAUGGGAGAAAAUAACAGGAAGGAUAGAUCUAGCUGUUAAUGGGAAACUGAUUGUCGGCAAAAACACCUAUGCAAGCAGCAGGAAAAUCAACCUGCCCACCUCCGGUAUAAUGGUUGUUGGGGCUGGGAUAAAAACCAAACCGGCCUUCUUAGUGGACACAGAACGUCGCUGGUCUGGUCAGAUCAAUAACUUGGUUAUUUGGAAUAGGUUUUUCAACCCGCUCAUGCUACAAAAGACUUCUGAGAGGAUGAUAUGUGAUAGUGUCAGCAAGGCUGAGGCUUGGUUAACGUUUGAAGAGAUUAUUGCUGGAUCCAUUAAUCAUGUGAUGUAUUCCAGUUUCGUGGAAACUGCGGAAACGUGUGGUGAUCAGGGCCCUCAAAGACGUAAGCGGCAAGAUGAAGAAGGAAGCUUGAGUGAAGAAGAUUCCGUAAUUGAAGUCUCCAAAAACAGUAUCCGAAUAAACUACUCCCUCUACUACGUCGAACCGGGCUCAAUUUCAAAAUGGGCGACCUCAACUGAGGAUGGAGUGACUGUUAAUAUUGAAAGGAAGGAUAUGACUUAUUCUGUUAGACGGCUCAAUGAAAGAGGAAACAUCAAACUGCACCCCCUAUCUACGCUGUGCUUCUCUGGUAGAUCCUUAAAAGACGACACCGCUUACAAUGUGGACGUUUCUGCUCACAGCACUGGUCUGACAACGCUACAAGUGGGACAGCAAACCCUCUCCGUUAGCUCAGGAACUCCAGGGAAAUCAACAGCAGAAAACGUGUUUCCAGUAGGAAAUAAGAUCUGUAUCACAAAUGUUUUAUCUCCCUCCGACUAUGCUCCUUUAGAUGGUUAUAUUGAAAGUAUAACCUACUGGACACCUGACGAUGCGACUACAAUAUCGUGUCCCAGUGAGAAUGAGCUAUUAGAGGAUAAGGGUGCCCUUGUCUGGCCUGCUACUUUACAAACUGGUGUUGUGUCUACCACUUGCCAAUAUGGGAACGCAGCUGACUACAAAAAGAUCGGUCUUGCAACACGAACAUGUGAACCAAAUGGAUGGUCUAGUGAGCGUGACACCUCAGCCUGUGCUGUUAAGUACACCAUCAGUUCAGCGGAAGCAAAGGAGUAUUUUAACGAUAUCACUGAUAUCACCGAGGAAAACGUUGACGAGUUCACUAAUACUAUCAACCAGGUGGUACAAGAGAAAGAGGAAGUGUCUUUGGAUACGAUGAUAAUAGCUUCUGAUGCCUUAGAACAACUUUCAGCAUCAUCCGACGUGAAGAUUAGUGAUGCUACCAUGACAACUGUUGUUGAAGUUGCAAACACUAUUAACUUGAAUAGUGAAGGAGAGAAAUCAAAGGAUAAGGCAGAAGAAGCAAAAACUGCAGCCAAGAUUGUAGAGUCAGUAGCAAAUCUAGCAGCAAAGGUAGAACUACCAGAGAACGUGAAGUUUGUUUCCAAGACCAAGUCAGUGAGUGUGGCUGCGUUUAAACCUCCUGCAGUUUCGUCAAGUAGUGAAGGGGCGGAGGGAUCUGGAGAUAUAACCGCUAGUUUUCAAGAUGAUGUCGACGGAACUAAUAUCGACAUCUCAACGGGUGACAAUGAGAAUGAGAAAACUCCAAGGAGUGUGAUAAAAAUCAAAAGGGAUCAAGUUGGAAAUGGUAAAAAUGUCUGGUUCACCAGCUACCAAAAGAGCAGCACUCUGUUUGUCUCGGACACGAACUUUGAUCUUGAUGGUCAGAUUAUUGGUGCAGGUAUCGGAGAAGAGAGUACAAAGUUUGAAAAAGGUAAAGGAGUUCUUAUGACAUUUUAUACGAAUGAAGACCGAGAAAAUACUAACGCACUUUGUCAGUAUUGGGACAUGAAAGAUGGAGUCGGCAGUUGGAGCUCGGAGGGGAUGACAUUUGUAAACAAGACAGACACAACUAUUAUGUGCGAGGCAUCCCAUCUCACCAACUUUGCUAUCCUCAUCAAUCCUAGCAAUACAUAUUUCACUGGUGCACAAGAGCUCACACUACAGAUAAUAACAAUAGGAGGAUGUAUUCUAUCUAUAAUCGGUCUACUAGCCACUAUCAUAGGACUUGCUGUUUUUAAACAGAUAAGAUCAGUGUUGACCAACAGAGUACACAUAGGACUGUCUGUAUCUCUCCUCCUUGCUUAUAUCUUCCUGCUUAUUGGACCUGAUCUUGUUGCAGAUGAGGGUGUUUGCUACUUCUUCUCGAUCCUGGUGCACUUCUGCUUCCUGUCAGCGUUCUGCUGGAUGCUGUGUGAAGCUAUCAACCUGUAUCUACGACUUGUUGUUGUCUUCGAUAGCUACUCUAAGAUGUUCCUCAAGUUCUCCGUCUUCUCAUUUGUUACCCCUCUUACUAUUGUUCUGAUAACGGUGAUAGUCGAGUUUGCGGGUAAUAAUGGAGCAUACAUAGUGGAAAAUCCAGCCAGUGGAGUUCGAGUAGUGUGUUGGUUGGAUUACCAAGCGAGGAUGGCUGCAUUUAUGCUACCCCUCCUCCUCAUCCUCUGUGCUAAUUUCGUGGUCUUUAUCCUGGUUAUGAGAGUCCUGUUUGCUAGCAAAAAGAGUGCUACCGCCAUCAACAAAACCCAGUGGUUGGCCAGGCUCAGAUCCGCUGUUGCUGUGUCAACCCUCAUUGGGUUGUCGUGGAUACUAGGAUUCUUCGCUCUGGGAGAGGCUAGCUUCGCUAUCAACAUUAUCUUUGCUCUGUGUAACAGUUUACAGGGAGUCCUCAUAUGUUAUUUAUACUGCUUUGCAAAGAACGACGUGAUGACAAAAUGGCGGUCUACUAUUCAGACUAGCUUUGGUAAAUCAAGUAAAGACGCAAGCGGAUUUUCAACCUCUCACUCAGGAGCCCCCAGACCCCAGAACAGGUUCAACACCGGUGCUAACACGAGCAAGACCACGUCUCUCGCACUCUCAAGCUCCAACACUACCAGUGUGACUGUUCCAAACACUGAGAAGAACGGCACGGGCAAAUUCGCUAAUGUUUACUCCAAUGAGGUAUCAAUCUCCCUGAACGAGGUGAAGGAGAAAGAGCCCCACUACCACCAAGAAGAUCCAGUCUACUCUGACAUCCCCCAAUCUGACCACGAGGUUGAAGAUGACCACAUCUACGAAGACUUUGUACCUGACACACGCCCCGUCUUGCGGAGGAGAGAUGAGCAGCCCACACCUGAAGAGGAGGAAAAGAGGAAGACCAUCACCCUGUCCAGGAACCUGCAGGGACAGCUGGUCAGGGAGAAGGUUCAAACAUUUGAGGGGAUUAUCCAAGGAGCUGAGGUGGUGGUGACAUGUCCAGCAGAUAACCAGAGUGGUGGUAAGACAUGUCCUGAUCAGGGUGAUCCUAGUGCCUCGUUUCAGAUUAAAUCUGGUAGUGGCGCUUCUGGGGACAGCAAAUCUCCUUUUGAUUUGUGAGAGUUGGACUCCUGGUGGGAUGUGAGAGUUUAUCUAAUUAAUCUAAUUAAUUAGUUAAUUAGUUAAUCUAAUGAUGAUGGUUUAUCCCUCUUUGAUUUGUGAGAAUGACUCUGAUUAGUUCAGUUUAAAAACCUUUCAUUCACCUGAGACGAUACACAAUUGUAUUUGUCAGUUUACGUUUAUAGAUUUAGAAUAUUUUGAUCACAAACAAGAAAUACUGAGACACAAACAGCGUUCAAUAUUUAGUUGGUUAUGAAGAUAUUUUAACCUUAACCAUUUAUAAUGAUGUAUGAUUAUUUGGUAAUACUAAAAUACUAAUAAUUUAAAAUUAUAAUUCAAAUUAUUGGAUGUGACAAUGAAAAAAUUUAAAUAUUUUUUGUUGAACCUUACGUAAGUUUUAGCGGUGUCGUCAGUCUGUUAAAAUAUUUCCAUUCUACACUAAAUGAUUUUAGUUUCUUUUAUUAUAAUAUCAUCAAUGAAAAUAACGCCCUCAUUAAAUUUUCCUUUGAAUCAAAUAAGUAUCUAAAAUGUUAGAUUCGAUUUAAUAUUUAUGUUUUAUAUUUUACAUAACUGAAAGUAGAAAUUGUAGAUGUCAUUCAGAUGAUAGAUACUUCGACAAUUAUGGAUUUAGAUUACAUUAAUUAGUUUCUGUGUUUUGAGUAUUUGCAGUUUGGACUUACUUUUCAUGAAAUAGUUUUUAACUUUCUUUUCCAAUCGUGA